AUGGUCGCUCCCAUCCGAGUCGUGCCCAAUGCGGCCGUCCGCGCGAGCAGCCUCCUCCGCACCAUCCAGUACACGCACCCGCCCUCGUGCCCGUGUCACUCCAACCCAGGCUAUCACCAGUCCCAGCCCGCCGUCCUGCCCCGACCCGCCCAACCCGGCUACCGCCGCUACGCCACACCCACCAAGACGGAGACGCUCAAGGAGUACGCCUUUGAGAUGGCCGCCUCAUCCAUCCGCUUCGGCCCCGGCGUCACCCAGGAGGUCGGCAUGGACUUUAAGAACCUCGGCGCCAAGCGCGUCGCUGUUGUUACUGACCGCACCGUCGAGAAGCUCGACGCCAUGAAGCAGGUCGUCGAGGGCCUCACCCGCGAGGGCGUCCCCUUCGAGGUCUUUGCCGACGUCCGCGUCGAGCCCAAGGACAGCUCAGUCAAGGAAGCCAUUGCCUGGUCGCGUCCGUACCAGCCAGAUGCUUUCCUUGCUGUCGGUGGUGGAUCCGUGAUGGACACUGCCAAGCUCAUGAACCUGUACACGUGCUAUCCCGACGCCGACUUUCUCGACUUUGUCAACGCGCCGCUUGGAAAGGGCCUGCCCGUCGACAAGCCGCUGAAGCCUCUCAUCGCGGUUCCCACCACGGCUGGUACUGGUAGCGAGACGACCGGCACCGCAAUCUUCGACCUCGUCUCGAAAAAGGCCAAGACCGGCGUUGCUCACCGCAACCUGAAGCCGACGCUGGGCAUCUGCGAUCCCCUCAACACGAGGACCAUGCCGGCCGCCGUCAAGGCCAGCUCCGGCCUGGAUGUCUUGUGCCACUCGCUCGAAUCUUGGACCGCCAUCCCUUACAACGAGCGCACCCCCCGCCCGGCCAACCCCAUCCUGCGACCUGCCUACCAGGGCGCCAACCCAAUCUCCGACGUCUUCUCCUUCCACGCCCUACGCGCCACCGUCAAGUACCUUCCCCGAGCCGUUAGAGAUCCUGAUGACUUUGAGGCACAGAGUGAGAUGCUCCUGGCCGCUACGCUAGCCGGUGUUGGAUUUGGAAACGCGGGUGUCCAUCUUUGCCAUGGCAUGUCAUACCCCAUCUCUGGACAGAACCCUGCUGGCUAUAGACACGCUGGUUACGACCUCCCAGCACCGCUGAUUCCUCACGGCGUCUCAGUCGCCGUGUCUGCACCGGCCGUUUUUCGAUUCACUGGCGCUUCCAAUCCCGAACGCCAUCUUGCCGCCGCCGAGGUAUUUGGUGUUGACAUCUCAAACGUCAAGCGAGAGAGCGCUGGCGAGAUCCUGGCCGAAGCUCUGACCAAGUUCCUGGCCGACCUCGGCGACCAGCCGAGCGGUAUCAAGGACCUUGGCUUCGGCAGCGAGCACAUCGAAGCUCUGGUCGAGGGCACACUGCCCCAGGCUCGUGUGCUAAUGCUUGCGCCUGGCCUUGCCAAGGAGCUGGAGACUGAGCGUGACCAGCUGCGGAAGCUCUUCGAAAAUGCCCUGUCACACUAG
Molecule: messenger RNA, 1494 nt
Organism: Cordyceps fumosorosea ARSEF 2679
Lineage: Eukaryota; Fungi; Ascomycota; Sordariomycetes; Hypocreales; Cordycipitaceae
Product: Fe-containing alcohol dehydrogenase
Exons: 4
Coding region: 1-1494 (497 amino acids)
Cellular component (GO): mitochondrion
Molecular function (GO): metal ion binding; alcohol dehydrogenase (NAD+) activity
Source: RefSeq, a predicted model, not a curated record